Molecule: messenger RNA, 2999 nt
Organism: Ipomoea nil (Japanese morning glory)
Lineage: Eukaryota; Viridiplantae; Streptophyta; Magnoliopsida; Solanales; Convolvulaceae
Product: probable LRR receptor-like serine/threonine-protein kinase At3g47570
Exons: 2
Coding region: 741-2951 (736 amino acids)
Biological process (GO): protein phosphorylation
Molecular function (GO): ATP binding; protein binding; protein kinase activity
Source: RefSeq, a predicted model, not a curated record
UCCUCUUACUCAUCAUCCUGCCUUCCUUUUGCAUAUAUGCCUGGAAACAAUAAUAUUACAGAUCAGCAUGCACUGCUAGCAUUCAAAUUAAAGCCGGUAUAGUAUCAGAUCCAUUUAAACUCACAGCGUCGUGGAAUGAGUCUACCCCAUUUUGUAAAUGGGUGGGAAUAACAUGCGGUCACAGACAUCAACGAGUUGUCAAAAUGAACUUGACCUCGAGCAAUCUCCAAGGCUCACUGUCUCCCGCAAUUGGGAACCUAAGUUUUCUUAGGGUGAUUUUGCUGAAUAAGAAUGGUUUUACUGGUAGAAUCCCAAGUGAGAUAGGCCAAUUAUCACGCCUACAAAUAUUAAACCUUGCAAACAAUUCACUUUCCUAUGAGAUACCAAACAACAUAUCACAAUGCCGGUUGCUGAAACUACUUCAUUUAGGGGGUAACCAUAAUUUAACAGGCGGACUUCCAGUCGAGUUCCAAUCUUUGUCUAAGCUUCAAAUCAUGUAUGUUUACUUCAAUAAGUUAACAGGAAAGAUACCUCCACAGUAUGGCAACCUCUCCUCACUCAUUGAGUUCUCUAUAGAUGAAAACAAUCUUCAAGGAGUAAUCCCAAAUUCUUUUGGUAAGCUCAACAAGUUGAGGUACAUCUUACUCCGUGGCAACAACCUCUCUGGUAUGCUUCCUAUAUCUCUUUCCAAUCUAUAUAUCAUUUGUGGUAAUUGAACUUCAAAGAAAUCAACUCGAAGGAUGAAUAACACAGUUCCAGUAUUAGAGUUUUUAAGUGUUGCCCACAAUCACUUUAUUAGCCAUAUACCAUUUUGGGUAUCAAGUGCUCCAAGAAUUGAAGUGAUUGAUCUUAGCGACAACCAUUUUACUGGAGAAGUACCUAGUUUUGGAAGCUUAACCAACUUGGAAACCCUUUUGUUAUAUAAAAACGAGCAUCUUGGAAGUGGGACAUCUAGAGACAUGAGAUUAUUUAUAGCAUCACUAACCAAUUGUACUCAUUUGGACUAUCUUGAAUUUAAUGAUUGUAAUUUUGGAGGAGAUCUACCACCAUAUAUUGGUAAUAUCUCAAGUCUCAGGUCUUUAAUCAUGGGAGAUAACCACAUAAUUGGGAGGAUCCCUGUUGAGAUAGGUCAACUCAUCAACUUGGAACGAUUAGGGUUCAUGGGUACCCAGAUGAGUGGAAUUAUUCCAAACACUAUAGGGAAACUUCCGAAUUUGUUUCAAUUGAUCUUUGAGAGGAAUAAAUUGUCAGGAGAAAUUCCAGCUUCAUUAGAAAAUGUAACUUUGUUAAGUAUCCUCAAAUUAGGUUCAAACAAUUUAGAGGGGGUUAUACCAUCAGGUUUAGCCAAAUGCAAGUUCUUACUUGAAAUGGACCUUUCUAAAAACAAUCUCAGGGGAUACAUCCCAAAACAAAUUUUUCAUCCAGGUUCACAACUUGUAUACCUAAACAUCUCACACAACAGUUUUAAAAGCCCUCUUCCUUUAGAACUUGGUGGUUUAAAAAGUUUGACCAUUUUGGACCUCUCAACCAAUAGCUUUUUUGGUGAAAUUCCUCCAACAUUUACUUCUUUCACAAGUAUUGAAACCCUAGACCUUUCUUCUAAUCACAUCACAGGGGAAAUCCCAAGCUUUCUAGCAAACCUUAGUUUGUUAACAUACCUUAACUUGUCAAACAAUUAUCUAGAGGGAGAGGUACCGGUUGGAGGAAUUUUUGGAAACAAUUUUAAUUCUAGUCGAGUUUACCUCGAAGGUAAUAGUAAGCUGUGUGGGGGUGUUAGGGAGUUACAUUUUCCAAAAUGCACCACAAAAGAAGUAUCACAAAAAUCCAGGAUGUCCCUCGGGUUGAAGAUUGGAAUAUGUAUUUCGUGUGGGAUUUUGGCAUCGGGUUUGGUGACUCUCUUCAUAUGGAAUUAUUUGCAUAGAAGAAGAAGAAGAAGAAAGGAGUAUACUUGUUCAUUGGAGAACCAAACAAAAAUCAAGACCAUGCCUAUAGUGCCUUACAACAGCCUACACAAAGCAACCAAUGGUUUCUCACCACAAAAUUUAAUUGGCUCUGGAAAGUUCAGCUUAGUGUACAAAGGCAAUCUAGAUGAACAAGGAAAAGUUGUUGCUAUAAAGGUACUCAAAUUGCAAGUGAAAGGAGCUUCAAAGAGUUUUGUAGCAGAGUAUGAAGCAUUGAGGCAUAUCAGACAUCGGAAUCUAAUAAAGGUUGUAUCGUUGUGCUCCAGCAUUGAUUAUCAAGGCAAUGAUUUCAAGGCAAUUAUUUAUGAGUACAUGGAGGAGGGAAACCUGGAAACCUGGCUGCAUCAGCCUUCAAAAUCAAUCGAUGACAAAAAGACACAUUUGAGCUUGUUGGAAAGAGUAAAUAUUGGAAUUGAUAUAGCUUGUGCACUUGUUUAUCUUCAUGCCGAGUGUGUAACACCUUUAGUUCAUUGCGAUCUCAAGCCAAGCAAUGUUCUAUUGGAUCGUGACUUUGUUGCUCAUGUAAGCGACUUUGGAUUGGCAAGGCUUCUUCCACAGGCUGCACAUUCGAGUUCUAUGGGAAUCAAAGGAACUUUUGGAUAUGCUGCUCCAGAGUAUGGCAUGGGAAGUGAAUUCUCCACAUUCGGUGAUAUGUACAGCUAUGGAGUACUCUUGUUGGAGAUAUUUACUAGAAAAAGUCCGACCGAUGAUAUUUUCAUUGAUGGGCUAAAUCUUCAUGAGUAUGUUAGAAUUUCCAUACCUCAUAGAGUCAUGGAGAUUGCUGAUCCAACACUGUUAUACAGAAAGGAAGACAGUUGGAGUAAGAGCAGCUCUCAGAUUGGGCAUGAUAGAGUUGUUGAAAUACUCCUUUUGGUCUUCAAGAUUGGGAUUGCUUGUUCAGUGGAUUCGCCAAGAGAAAGGAUGGAUGCUUGCACUGCCAUGAAUAAACUGCUGGCAAUCAGAGGCAGCCUUCUAGGACUAGGAGCAUGACAACUAUUCACAUUUAAUUUUAAAGUUUCUACCCUAAACAUUCCAAAU